Messenger RNA from Oryzias latipes (Japanese medaka), 2283 nucleotides. It is a transcript of the gene cdc37l1, whose product is annotated as cell division cycle 37-like 1. NCBI's taxonomy places the organism in Eukaryota, Metazoa, Chordata, Actinopteri, Beloniformes, Adrianichthyidae. Gene Ontology annotation, biological process: protein folding; protein stabilization. Gene Ontology annotation, cellular component: cytoplasm. Gene Ontology annotation, molecular function: heat shock protein binding; protein-folding chaperone binding. The record is from RefSeq and is a predicted model, not a curated record.
CGGACCUGACUGGGACAGUUGGAACAGAGUGUUGUUAUUGUUGGGAAUGUUGUCAUAACGGCGCGCCGCAUCAUUAACCCCACUCCGAAUUUGUUCCUUCGGCUUUCCUCACCAGUAUUCAUAUCACAGAGCCGUUAGGGAAUAAUUAAAAUAAAAAGGGCCGGACUGCAUCUCCCUCCAUAAACGCAGGUCCAACGGAAGCUGUACUAGCAAGCCAGAGAUACUUACUUAGCAGUUAUGGAGUGGCCGGGCCACGGCGCCUCACUUCGCCCCAACAGAGAGUCCGGCUGUGAUCACGUUUCCACGGCCAGAUCGUGUAGCGGAGGCUGUCCUCACCAACAGGCCCCCUCCCCACACCUCUGUGACGGUGCCAUGGCGUCGCUGUGUCAGAGCCAGGAGCACUGUGUGAAGGCCUCCAUCUUUUCCAGUUGGAGAUUGGCAGAAGCGCAGGACCAGUUAUGUUCUUUAGGGGUCCACAGCUCUGAGUCCAUGGAACAAGAGCGAGCAAGAACCAUGGUUUGCCCCACAGAACUCUCACAAAAUGAGGAGGAGUGGCGUCGCAAGGAGCAAAUGCUGGGGGGUCAGGAACCUAGUUAUAGUCCUGUGCUGAGUGCUACAGGAAGCUGGGAUGUUUUCGACAAGAGUAUUAUCAAUAUUCCAUCUCAGACUGUAGAAAUGGAUCAGGACAAGUGCAAAACAUUUCUACAGAAGUAUGAACAAGAGCUCAGGCAUUUUGGUAUGUUACGGCGAUGGGACGACAGCCAGCGAUUUCUGUCAGACAUGCCGCAGCUCAUCUGUGAGGAAACGGCCAACUUCCUUAUUCUGUGGUGCAUCAGACUUCAGCAGGAAGGGAAGGAGGCGUUGAUGGAGCAGGUGGCUCACCAGGCUGUGGUCAUGCAGUUCAUACUGGAGAUGGCCUCAAACUCCCAGCAGGAUCCACGAGGCUGCUUCAGACAAUUCUUCCACAAAGCCAAAGAUGGACAGGAUGUGUACCUGGAAGUCUUCCAUACGGAACUUGAAGCCUUCACACAGAGAGUACGAGACUACAAAGUGAAGAGCAGAAACGAUGGUUCCAGCACUGAGCAAACAAACACUAGCCAAAACCACAGAGUUGACUUCAAAGAACCAAACGCCUUCUCUCCUCAAGUGGCAGAGUAUAACAGGAAGCACUGCUUAGAGGCUGGACUUUGGACAAACACGGGGAGAUGGACAAAGGAAGAGAGUACAGAGGCCGAGGACACCAGAAUGAUGGAGAUCUCUUAAGGAAUUGCACCAUCAGCAGUUCUCUCCACACGUAGGAGCAGUUCAAAGUCUUCAUUGCAAGAACAAAAGGGACACGCGCUCUGUCUUCAUGCUGCAUUCUGCAGUAAAACGCCAGAAAGCCAAGAAAUGUUUUCCUCAAGUCAAAGGUUUCUUCAUUGUUGCCUUGUGCGCGCGGCUGGCCUCUGAGAUGCUCACUGCUGUGUUUUCUGUUGGCCAACUUGCUUCACAGAUGUUUUUUCCUGCUUGAAGUGAUUAAGCCUGAAGCACAGACAUGUGCUCGCUAAAAUGCAAAAAUAAAUGGUUGCAUGAUUUAUCUAGAAACCACAAAACAAAGUGAGUCAGGAAGCAGAAACGUCCCCAGAGGAGCAGCUCUGGUCUGAUCAGGCGUAUAGAAGCAUGGUGGAUCGGUUAAGGGUGUUUGUUGUUUUGGAAAUGUCAAUCAUUUCAUUCAGACUAUGAAAAGUAUAUUCCUAGAAACGUCUGAUCAUGUUUGAACAGGUAUGAGUGUACUUAUUCAUGCUACAAUCCAAUGCUAACAUGCAGAAAAGCUAAUUACGCUCAGAGACAACGUGGCCAAACUUCCUGUACUUUCUAUGCCAUGCCUCAUUCACAUCUUAAGUUCCUUUUGUCUGAUUUUCAAUAAAUGUUCCAAUGUGUGCUUCCCCAAGCAUUUUAUCUGACAAAGGCAGAAUAAUUGUCAGUGUGGCCUUAAAACUGCUGCUGUGUCUUGAAUGUUUAAAGCUUGAAUGGGGAAAAAAAAACGGGUGUUGGCUACACAAAGUCUGCUUCCCGUCACUAUAAAGCAUCUUCAGUCAAGAGCUGAGAUGGGCAGAAACUGUUUUACUGAUGUUUAUCACCUGCAAUGCACAAAAGUGAUGUUCACUCCUUUGUGUUCUACAGUGCUAGAUCAGUGGGUUGUUGUAAAACAAAUGACAGUGCAUGUCUAAGGUCCUGCUUUGUGUUUCGUGGGAUAAUGAUGCAGAUGUGGAACUAAAUGUGAAUGAAGGACUUUCAUUUUGC